This is a messenger RNA of Gamsiella multidivaricata, 2987 nucleotides long. RefSeq lists its product as uncharacterized. Bases 279 to 2771 code for a protein of 830 amino acids. The record is from RefSeq and is a predicted model, not a curated record. The transcript has a single exon. Lineage: Eukaryota; Fungi; Mortierellomycota; Mortierellomycetes; Mortierellales; Mortierellaceae. Gene Ontology annotation, molecular function: protein binding.
CUCCUCUCUCCCCCUUCUUUCCCUCUCUUUUUACUUUUCUGCCACCAUCACUCCUCAUUCAUUCCGUUUCCUCAUUCAUACACGCGACAUCGACCGCCACUGUAAGCAUCGAGCUGCAAAACUCUAGGACCUUGCGCCUUUCAGGUCCAGUAGGAUACAAUUGAUUGAAAAAGCAAUUGGGGCAAUAUAAAUUCGUACUGUACCACCAACAACCAAUUGGACUUCCGUUGACGGUCAACUAAGGACAAGGACAGGAACCCAAACACCUACCUCAACGUAUGCAAUUGACCACGACAGCGAGGGAGCAGAGGCAGCGAAGGUGGGGUGCAGCCUCCGAUAAACCAUUGACAGCCUUCUCAAGAGCCAUAUCCGUCCUUGAGAUCCUGGAGCGCAUCCUCUCCUUCCUACCUCAACAGUGCAUCCGUCAAGUCGCCUCUCUCGUCUGCAAGGACUGGUAUGCUCUCUGCCGACCCUUGCUUGUCCACCAGUUCACAUGGACAGACGCUCCGGCCGUCGCGGUCGUCACUCUUCCUGCACCCCCUGAGUCACUCACAGACCAAAACCAUAAUCCGUCUCGGGCACGAAGAUGGUACAGACGCAGACGUUUAUCUUCUUCCACUGUCGAGAGAAUCGUAAGCAUCACUCCAGACCCUGCCUGGCUGACGAAUCGACUCGAGAACUUGACGACGUUGAGAUGCCGUCUCUCAUAUCGGUCCUUUGUUCUUACGGCGUCAAUGCCUCCAGAGGAAACAACUGCUACAGUCACACAGGUCACGACCACGACCAUGGAGGCAUUGCAACGCACGGCCCGCUCAGAUCUUCUUGACGCUGUUCAGCGACUUACCACAGCUAGGAAACUGUCCUUGUUAGAGCUAGAGAUAGAGACCUUGGACGAUUUUGAGUGCUUCCUACAACCGAUGCUGCAACACACAAGUAUGCUGACCCGACUAUGGCUAAAGAAUCUCCGAAUCCAGUGGUUACCGAUUGGAUUGGUACUGGGGCAAUGCCCACGACUUGAGGAGUUACAUGUCGGGUGUGAGGCCCAUUCCAUGGGGUCGAGACUGGUCAUGACACUCUUUGCAGAGACUUAUGUCGAUAGUUCGCAAGGAGGUACAGGAGCGCAUACAGAUGGCGACUUGGACUCGGGAACAGCGCUAUCAUCGAAUAAAGGUCUGGAAACGCUUAAGCUGAAGCGUUUGCGCCUCAAGGACGUGCUGUUCAAGGAGUCGGAUCUGCGGACGAUCCUGGAUGCAGCGCCUGAUCUAUAUGAACUUAUGAUACAGACAAUGCCACCGCCAUCCACGCCAACUAUACCCAUCCAUAUGGCCAUUACAGACCAAGCACCACUUCCUGCUGACGUCCACACACCUGUCAGUACUGAAACGCGAGCGAUGGGUGACUGGAUAUCGUGCGACAGGAUGGAUUUCAUUCAGGAUAUCGGCCUGCAGUAUCCCCAGUUGACAUCGCUCCACUUCACGAGGGCCUACCACCGCUACACCGAUUCUCAGAUCCGAACGAUACUGAGCUCCUUUCCGAGAGCGUCACGAUGGUGCGUCGUCUGGCGGGAUCUUCCAGAUGGAAUCCUGCGCGACUUGAACAAUUGUGUCCAGAGUGCGUCUCGAAGGGCGCCGCGCGACAUUUACUUGGACAGCGGCACUCCGCACAUCUACACAAACCACCUGACAUCGCUCGAAAUCACGCCCUCUUCGGACUGGACACCUCGAUGGGGGAAUGCGCUGCACGAAUUCUUGUGCGAUUCGCCCUCAUUGGAGCACCUGAGGGCUGGAUCUAUCGCGUACUAUAUCGAAAAUUUGGAUCUUAACGGGGUCUUGCCGGAUCAGGAGGAAUACCAUCAGUUACUGCAGGAUGAUAGCGACGGAGUUGACGAUAGCAACCCUUCAUCGAGCACCAAGCCCUCUCCACAGAUACCAUCAUCGCGAAGAGUGUGGGCCUGCCAGAAUCUCAAGACCCUGCAUCUGGAGUUCACACGACGGAGACAUCUUCAGCACAAUAACGCUUUUCGAUCAUCUUAUGCAGAUCCCUCGGCCAGUGCGUCGUCGUCGUCGACUCAUUCGUCUACAUCAGGCAAUUUAUCCUCCAUUACGGUGCUGGAGAACUCCCCAAAGCUGUCCCGAAUUGUGUUUGGGUACAUCUCUCGAUUCUGUCCUCGAUUACAGGAUCUGUUGAUUCGAGGAUAUCGGCUGAACAUGACUCUACAGGGCGGAUUUUGUCUGUUGACAAGGUUACGCGAGUUAAAGAAGGUCGCGAUCUCGCAAUACGACUGCCAGUUUAGGAUGAGGGAUAUUCUUCCGUGGGUGACGAAGCGCCGCUCGAGUGUUACGAGGUCGCAGAGGUUGCGGUGGAGGGCCAUGUUUGCAGGAUGGUGGCCUUUGAUACACCGGAAAGAACUCAAGUGUAAUGUUCCUUCGAGCGUUGAUACAGGAGCAGAGCAAGGGGUUGAAGAUGGCGCAUGGAUAGGUUUGGGCGUUGAGAGACUAGGACAGUUGUCAGAUGUGGUGGACGUGCUUAGGAACUUGACCACGAUAUCUCCAUCGUUAUCCUCAUCGUCGCCCCAAUCACGAUCUUCCGGCCAACAGGAUCUGUGGACUGACCAGUCUGAUUAUGUGUGGCCGAGUCUGGAGUGUGUGAGGAUCGUGUAUGGGAACAGAAUAUCGUUGGAGAGGAGGGGCGACUUCAUCAGGGAUCUGUUAAAGACUCAUCGCCCUGAGGUAGAGUUCCAAUGGGUGUCGUGGCUCCACCAGUACUGCUAGAUCAGCAGUCGCCUACUAGGAAUAAAUGGCUAAUUGAUUAACAGACCAGUUACGAAGCAGUAGCUAUCCAUUCAUUGGUGUCGAUGCCCCUGGAUCGCUGUUUCGACUCGAGGGUUCAUAACGAGAUACUGCCAGUUUCAGGGUCGAAAGGCAAGGUGAUUCCAUCGGCUGAGUGUUAGAUUCACUGAUGUCAUGUAUCAUGAACAUAGAUUGCAG